Messenger RNA from Musa acuminata subsp. malaccensis (wild Malaysian banana), 478 nucleotides. Its product is annotated as probable ribose-5-phosphate isomerase 2. Gene Ontology annotation, molecular function: ribose-5-phosphate isomerase activity. The record is from RefSeq and is a predicted model, not a curated record. Gene Ontology annotation, biological process: pentose-phosphate shunt, non-oxidative branch. Lineage: Eukaryota; Viridiplantae; Streptophyta; Magnoliopsida; Zingiberales; Musaceae.
GUUCCUCGCCUCGCGGCCAGCGGCCUCGCCGUUCCCGUGGAGAUCAUCCCCUUCGGCUGGGCCCUCACUCUCCGCCGACUACAGAGCUUGUUCGACGGCGUGCCGGGCUUCAAUCUCAAGCUCAGGACCGCCUCCAUCAACGCCAAAGCCACCACCUUUGACGAGAAGGGGUCGGACUCGGAGCCAUUCGUGACUGACAACAAGAACUACAUCGCGGAUUUGUUCUUCGAGAAUGGGAUCCAUGGCGACCUGAGAGUGAUCAGUGAUGCGAUCCUGAGGAUUACCGGAGUGGUGGAGCAUGGGUUGUUCCUCGGAUUGGCGUCGUCGGUGGUGGUGGCACACAAGGAUGGGGUGGUGGUGGUGAAGGACAAGGAGGCGACAUCGAAUGGGAUGAUGAUAGAGAUUACGUUAGCCGAAGGAUGAUUACUACUGAUUCCAAGACGCAAAGGUAACCAUUCUACAAUACUAUUGAUUGAUU